UCUCUCUCUCUCUGGAACUCUGUCUCUCUCCCUUGAAAGCCUCCACCAUUUUCUUCAUUCGUUCAUAAUUUAGCUUCGAGUAGAGGAUUUUGUGGAGGAGAAAGAGAAAGAAAUCUCUUUGUUUGUUCUAAUAAGAUUUGGGUUCCUUUUGAAGUUAUCAAAACACAGAGAAAAAAGUGAACAAGUAACAAAGGAGAGAAAUUUUUGGGUUUCUUUGCGUUGCUUAGGAAGAUCAUUGGAGAAGAACAUACAGGGCCAGAGUCCUUUUGGGCUUGUUUGGAUUGUCACGUUUCUUUUUGAAAUGGUUUUCAUGAGUGAGAUUUUAUUGGCAGACGAAGAUAAGCUUGAAGAAGGAGAGUGGGAGACAGAGAGAUAAUAUACAUCCAGUGCCAGAUUGGCACAAGAAGAAUUGGGAUUCAAUUCUUUCUGCUUCUGCUGCGUUAUUGGCAAUGUCUGCAACAACAAUCAACGACCCAAUGGUAAUAUCAGCCCCGGAAACACAACCACCCGCAGUAGCUACCAAACUCAUCACCCAAAUCGAAGUAGAAUUCGCCAUAUGCGACUGCUGCGGGCUUACCGAGGAGUGCACGCCGGCGUACAUAGCGCGCAUCCGGGAACGUUACCAGGGAAAAUGGAUAUGCGGUCUAUGCUCCGAGGCCAUAAAAGACGAGAUCAUGAGGUCCGAAAGGCUAAUUAGCACUGAAGAAGCAAUCACGAAUCACUUCAACUUCUGUAAAACAUUCAAGUCCUCGGCGCCGCCCCCGAAUCCCACCGUGCAUUUGAUAGCUGCCAUGAGACAGAUUCUUAGGCGCAGUUUGGAUUCUCCAAGGGGAAUGAGGUCUGCGCCAACUAGUCCGGUGAAAGGUGACCGGAAUAUUCAUGGUCCGGGGUUUCCCAGGUCUGGCAGUUGUAUUCCUAGUCUUUCCGGUUCGUGAAGGUUUGGGAUGGGAAGGGAACAAUAUAGAGACAUACAUGGGGGAGUAUACGUACGUUUCUUCUUUGUGCAAAAUGAACACCCAAAAAAGGAAUAAAGGUUGAAAUGAUUAAUGUAGUUGUGAUCUGGUUAUGAUCAGGUAUAUAUGAAACUUUUUUCUCUGUUGCUAAAAACUUUACUUUGUUUUCUCUGAAUCCAAACACUUGUCUAGCUACUAGCUAGUGGCAUAUUGUUCUGAUUGGAAAA
Juglans microcarpa x Juglans regia is the source of this 1180-nucleotide messenger RNA. RefSeq lists its product as uncharacterized. The record is from RefSeq and is a predicted model, not a curated record. The coding region runs from base 450 to 935 and encodes 161 amino acids. NCBI's taxonomy places the organism in Eukaryota, Viridiplantae, Streptophyta, Magnoliopsida, Fagales, Juglandaceae. The transcript is spliced from 2 exons.